AUGUUUUUACGUACUUCGGAUACCGUAACACCUGUCAAUGAUGUGGGUCUUUCUGAUCUCACAUCUGAGGAGACAACGUAUUUUGAAAACAAAGAUGACAUUUCAUUUGUUCAGAUCAGCACACCCGAAGUAAGAUCAGUUGUUGACCAACCUUUUGUGUAUCCAGAUUUUGAUUCUUAUGGGGUUUUUCCCUCCGGCCAAGAGUUCUCUGACUGUAAUUUUUUUUCCGACUACAACACUGUCGAAGACAACGGACCGUAUUCUUUUUCUUCUUCUUCUUCUUCUUCUUCUUCUUCUUCUUCUUUUUCUUUUUCUUUUUCUUCUAAUAUCUUGGAAUCAGGUGGUAUUUCUAUAAAUGCAAUUCCUGAAAAAACGAAUGAUUUGCUGUUAUCAACUGUUUCGGAACCUACAGCUGUUUUUGAUAAUGCAGAUCCUGAAGAAACGAACAAUUCGCCUCUUUGGAGUGUGAAUCCUGACGAAAUGCUGUUGGUGCCUGAUGAAGAUAUCAUUAUCUUUAAGCAGGAUUUACCUGAUACUCUAUCAGAAUGCAUUCCAACGACGGUUUAUACGCCAAACGAUUCGUCCCCCUUAGCGCAGCAACAUACCAGCAGUAUUCUUAAUGGCGUUUCGACUUUUGGUUCGCAACAGAAUGCUAACGCUUUUUCGUCAAAUAGUAAUAUCCAGUCACUCCCAGGCUCUGGUCCAACUCCAUGCAUUAAUCCAGAGUCUCAGUCUUUUCCAAAAGGGGAUACUAUGGGGAUACCACCGAAUAAUCCCAUCCAGUUUGAGCAGCCAACUACUACUGGCUAUGAUAAUAAUCAAUUGUCAUCCUCAUUACAUCCCCAUUCAGCGGCAGUGAAUCAAAUAGAUCCUUCGCCUUUUCCAAAGCCCAUAUCUUCAGCUUCAGGAGACAACAACAAAAAACCGGAGAAGAACAAAAAGCAGAAGCGUGAUCGUAUCAACUUCUCCGGAAAAGAUGAAAGAAUUUUGAUUAUGAAGUGGAUUUCUAGAAAAAUUGGUGGAUCGACGAUCCUAGAAAGUAUCGAGGCGCUUUACAGGAAGUACUAUGAUAAGCCGUCUAUGGCAUUUCGUUCACAUGCUCGUGUAAAUGUUGAAGAACUGGGUAUGUGUGUGGACGUUACCAUUGGAAGAACACCAAAACUUCUUCACUACAAUUUUUACCAUAUGAAGGGUAAACUAACUCAUUAUGGCAUCCAGCUAUAAAUCUACUCUUUUGCGGUG
Molecule: messenger RNA, 1242 nt
Organism: Blastocystis hominis
Lineage: Eukaryota; Bigyra; Opalinata; Blastocystidae
Exons: 1
Coding region: 1-1224 (407 amino acids)
Source: RefSeq, a predicted model, not a curated record